UGACAACUGUAAGUUGUCUAUAGUGUGCUCGUAUCGACUGUAAGGUGUAAACAACUAUACACAUAAUAUUAACUAUAAAUUCGAGUUUCGACGGAAGUCGUACAACACCACGACUCCACGUUAUAAAUUACUGUUUAUUUGUAUUAUAAGUUUAACUAUUAUUCUUAUUAUGCUCUCAGUAGUGGUUACCAGUUAGUCUCUUUCACCAUUAAAACGUAUCGAAAGAUUUUUUUCCCGCAACAAUGGCAACGUGCCGUUCGACCAUCCGUUGUUGAUGGAACUUUUUCGUCGGGCCCCUACUAUAGUACACCUAUAGCUACUUUUUAUAAUUACAAAAACACUACGCGCAGCGGGUCCGGUGAUUAAUAUGGAGUCCAAGUUUUCGGGUUUUGCCAAAGAGACCACUGCUAGACCGGCGUGUAAAAAAUGCGGUUACUCUGGUCACUUGACGUUCCAAUGUCGGAAUUUCAUCAAAAUCGAUCCCAACAAGGAUAUUGUGUUGGACGUGAGCAGCACAAGCAGUGAACCAGAUGAGGAGUAUGUGACGCCGCUGGUACAGCUGCGUGAGACUGAGUUAGCUUUGAAAUUGAAAGAGGCUGCAUCCAAAAAAAAGAAAAAGAAGAAGAAGAAGUCAAAGAAACGCAAACACAAUACAUCUGACAGCGAGUCAACUGACGACGAUGCAACAGAGCGAAAAAAGAAACAUAAGAAACACAAGAAACAUAAAAAAGAAAAAAAAUCUAAAGAUUAAGUAGUAAAUAAGUAGAUAUUUUGUAGGUUUUGAAUAUUAACUAAGAUAUUUAAAAUUUCCAAAAUGUUAUUUUAUGCAUUAAAUAUGACCCUAAUUAUUCAAAAUAAAUGGGAAAAACGUAACUCUUUACUUAAUAUUUAAAAUAUUUGAAUAGUUUUCACCUUGUGCAUAUCAUUGAAAUAAUAAGAAGCGGGCAAUUAAAACACAGGACUGUAAAAAUCAAGAGACAAUUGACCUAAUAAGAAGUUUCCCUAAUUAUACAGUCCUCCAUUUUAAUUUCCCACUUUGUAUUCUUUCAAUAUAAUAUUUGGACUUCAACAGUUCUUUUCUGACUAAGAAAAUAUGACUUUAUUUUUAAAUAAUUAAUCAAAUGGUAUUACCUAUACAUGAAACAUAAUAUUAGUUUUUUAGUCUCUAACAAUGAAUAUAAUCAUAUUUUAAAUGUAAGAAAAAUAAAAUACAUUUUUAUCAACACUUAAUUUAUCAAACCUUAGUUAUC
Molecule: messenger RNA, 1250 nt
Organism: Myzus persicae (green peach aphid)
Lineage: Eukaryota; Metazoa; Arthropoda; Insecta; Hemiptera; Aphididae
Product: protein SREK1IP1-like
Exons: 1
Coding region: 368-751 (127 amino acids)
Molecular function (GO): nucleic acid binding; zinc ion binding
Source: RefSeq, a predicted model, not a curated record